CGGAAGAGAUAAUCCGCUUACACCAAUAACAACAUAAACGAGGAGAGAAAAUUCAUUCUGAUAGAAAAGGGAAAAAAAUCUUUCGUUCUCUGGCAGUAAAAUACGAAGGAAAAGGUAUAUACGACCACAUUUUGAAUCCAUGAAGCUAUGAAGAAAUUCUUCGAGAAAGCUAAGCUUGAGAUCAAGUUCAGGAAAGCUGGUGAUGGACACACCUUGACUGAGAGCAAUACUGGUCACCGUCCCUCAACUUCACAUUCAAGUACACCAGCCCCAAGGGCUGUUCCCUGUACAAGUGCACAGAGGGCAGGAGAGGCAGCUCUUUUAAGAAUAUCCCAGCAAGAAAAAGCAGCAAGCAAAAAGCCGCAGUCAGUGACAGCCACUUGGAAGCAUAACAGUGCUUCUACGAAUACAAAUAGCAGUGGAAGCCCUUCCCUAGACUUUGAGAAACUUAGAAAUGAAGUGAAACAAGAAGUUUUUGCAAAUAAGAAACAAUUUUCAGCACCAUCUCAAUCUGCAUCUACUCUAUCACAGCCUUUAGUUGCUGUAAAAGAUGAGCCUAUGAGACUAUCAGUAGAAGGGAUUUACUUUAAAUGCCCACUUUGUCCAGUGACUGUCCUUCAAAAAGAACAAGAUUGCCAUCUCAAAGAAUGUCUGGAAAAUAUGUAUACAGAAAACCCCCACAUGGCAGCGGCAUCCAUGAUUCAAUCCCUAAACAAGGACAAAGAAAAAGUUCAAGCUUGUAUUGACAUUCUAUGCAAAUACAUUGACAAUAUCUGUAACAAUCCUGGUGAAGAGAAGUACAGGAAAAUCAAACAGAGUAACAGAAUAUUCAAGGAGCGUGUUUCUACGAUUACUGGUGCUAUAGAAUUCAUACUGGCAUGUGGGUUUGAAGAUAUGAUGAUCAAGCAAGAAGAUAAAUUAGAGAGUUUUUUCGUGCUUCCAAGUGAAAAGGCCGAGGAUCAAGAAACUCUACAAACGUACAAAGCAGUUCUCCUAUCGACUGAACCACUUAAGCCUACACUGGACAGAAAUCUUAAAGUAUUUCGACCAUCUUCGGGUACAAUGCAAUUCGAACUCCCUGAAGAAUUCUUUUCUCUUUCGUCUGAGGAAAUCAAGAGAGAAUAUAAUUCCAAAUUAGAAGAGAUUGACAAGAAAUGCCAACUGAGAACAAAAGCCAUGAGAGAAGCAGACAAGAAACCAAGCAAAACAUACCGAUUUACUUUAAUUCGAAUAAGGUUUCCUGACGGAGUUAUACUACAAGGUACUUUCUACAGCCGAGAAAAGCUUCGGGACUUGUUCGGAUUUAUUCGUCAAUCACUCGAGUCUGAUUGGCAGCCGUUUGUACUGAGUGACCCAACUGGGCAGCUCAAAGAAGAGGAAGCUACUCUUAACGAGUUGGGCUUGGUUCCUGCAGCAGUUGUUAACUUCGCUUGGGACGCAACCAUCAUGGCUGACAUCGUGGCUGCUAGCGGCUCUGUGCAGCAAGGCAACUACUUGAAACCAGAAGUAAUGGCUUUAAUUCAAGAGCUUAGUUAGACAUUAUCAAGAAAGCUGUCAUUAUGGUAUAUGUUAAUGGUCUUAUCGUUCCAGUUGUCUUGAUGCCGGAGGCAACCGAGAUGCACUGGAGCGAGAGAGAUCAAGAUCGCAAGGUCGCGCUUAGUGUGUGAUAGUAUCCCAUCAGUAAAGGUUAUUUUUGACUGCGAGACAGUUGUGUGAUCUGCCACGUAGAGGUUUUGUGAGUGCAUGGGAGACAUGUUUUAUACGCUUCAAGGGAGUAACAAGGUACGACACGUUGUUAGUAUAUGUAAUAGAACUCCAUGCUGUCCAAUUAAGAAAUAAUUGGACGAGGAAAAUUCUGAGGACUGACAAAAUUGGUUGAGGCCGUA
Actinia tenebrosa (Australian red waratah sea anemone) is the source of this 1886-nucleotide messenger RNA. Its product is annotated as UBX domain-containing protein 6. Gene Ontology annotation, molecular function: protein binding. The record is from RefSeq and is a predicted model, not a curated record. Gene Ontology annotation, cellular component: cytoplasm. NCBI's taxonomy places the organism in Eukaryota, Metazoa, Cnidaria, Anthozoa, Actiniaria, Actiniidae.